GGGGGGGUGGGGGACGGGGAGGCGGGGAAUACACAUCAAGGCCAGUUCCGAUUGUCCGGUUUGGAGGUCCCACGGGAGCCCUAGCGGCCCAGCCACGUUCAGGACCUGGGCACCGGUACCCAGCUUCCGCCUCUCCGGACGGAGCGUGGGGCCAAGCGGGAGCGCGGCGGGGGUGUGUGUGGGGGGGUGCUGGCCAGCGAAGGCCGUGGCUCCGUGAACGUGGACGCGAAGCUAUCCCACGCGUACGCUCGCUGGACGCGCUCCGGGCUCUGAGGCCCGCCGGUCUCCGGAGUGGAGUUCGCCCCGCUGGGAGGGCACGAUCCAUCCGUCUAUCCACCCGGGCUGGGUGGUGGGCUUCUAGCCAUGGAGAGGAGGCUCCGCGAGGCCCAGCAGUACAAAGAGGAGGGGAACCAGCGCUACCGGGAAGGGCGCUACCGGGAUGCGGUGAGCCGGUACCACCGGGCACUGCUUCAGCUUCGGGGACUCGACCCAAGCCUGCCCUCCCCGCUGCCACCCCUGGGAGCCCGAGGCCCGGCGCUCACCGUGGACCAGCAGAAGGUGCUGGAGAGCACGCAGACCGACUGCUACAAUAACCUGGCCGCCUGUCUCCUUCAGAUGGAGCCAGUGAACUAUGACCGAGUGAGAGAAUACAGUCAGAAGGUCUUAGAGCGCCAGCCUGCCAAUGCCAAGGCCUUGUACCGGGCAGGAGUGGCCUCUUUUCACUUACAGGACUAUGACCAGGCUCGAUGCUACCUGCAGGCCGCCACUGACCAUCAGCCAAAAGAUGCCAACGUCCGGCGAUACCUGCAGCGGACAGAAUCAGAACUAAGCAGCUACCACCAAAAGGAAAAACAGCUUUACAUGGGCAUGUUUGGUUAGCCAGAGACACCAAGCCUUCUUUGGCCCUCCUUGCUAUAGGGUGAACCCUUAGAAUCCCUCCUCCCUCCCCCCGAACUGGAAACAGGGCUUCAAGCAGAGGAAGUGGGCACUCCACCUUUGACCUACCUAGGCUGGGCUUUGGCUGCCAUCCCAAACAACUGCUCCACUCGCACACGUCCUCAUCUUCCUCGCCAUCUCUGUGUUUCUGUCAGCGUCAUUGUAGCCUUGUGGAGCUUUACCAUAGGAAACACCAGAACAAGCCCACUAGAUGAAAGUGGGAUGAAUGAUCUCGGCGAACUGCAGACUCCAAGAAGUGGGUGGCCAAAUUGGCUGCAGGCAAAUGUUGAGGCUGGCAGAAAGGGGUGUGGGGCAGGCAGGAACAAGGCUUCUGGUAGCCUUCCUUGGGGAUCCAAAAGUCGGUGGAACACUAUUGGACAAUUGGGGGUUACGAGUGUUUGGGUGGCAUCAAAGGACAGCCUGGUAGCCUGGGAAUGCCCAUUCUGGACCACAUUCUCAUUCUUUUUUUUAGAAUGAUAAUCAAAAUCAGAGAUUAGGUGAAAAUAUAUUAAGACUUAAGCUUAGCAUGAUCAUUUUCCCCUUUGGGUUAAGCUGACACAAUUGUUCUGAGACCCCAGGACUAAUAAUUGUUUACCUGACAAUGACAUCUGAGCCAUGCUCAGAUUUUCCUUAUCACUCCUGGUUUCUGCUUCUUUCUGCAUAGUUAGCGUUUAUUUCUGAAGCAUAGAUGAGCCUCAAAAAUGAACCACAUUCAUUCAGCUAUGGUAGCAAAGUGACCACACAAUGCCGCCAUCUACGGAAGAUGUAUGAAAGCGAUCUCAGGCUGUCCCCUUAGAAACUGCCAUGCCAUACAAGGAGCAUUAAAAGCAUCGUUCUCUGUCUA
This is a messenger RNA of Trichosurus vulpecula (common brushtail), 1780 nucleotides long. RefSeq names its product tetratricopeptide repeat domain 9C (gene TTC9C). Lineage: Eukaryota; Metazoa; Chordata; Mammalia; Diprotodontia; Phalangeridae. The transcript is spliced from 4 exons. Gene Ontology annotation, molecular function: protein binding. The coding region runs from base 364 to 879 and encodes 171 amino acids. The record is from RefSeq and is a predicted model, not a curated record.